AUGUCAACUACCCCUACCUGGCUCAUUACCGGCGCCUCCAAUGGCCUCGGCUUAGCACUGGUGCUCCAUGUCCUCGAGCGUGGGCAUAGGGUUAUCGGCUCCGUUCGCAGCAAGACCAAGUCAGCCUCUGCCGUAAAGCAGAUCGAAAAGGCCGGCGGCUCCGUCUUCGAGAUGGAUAUGACCGAGUCCAAGGAGAGCAUCACCACCAAAGUCCAGGCCCUCGGCAGCAUCGACUACCUGGUCAACAAUGCAGGAUACUCCAUUUUGGCGGCCUGUGAGCAGAUAACCGACAAGGACGCCCACCUCCAGCUCAACACCAACUUCUUCGGCCCCCUGUACGUCAUGCAGGCAGCUCUCCCAGGCAUGCGCGGUAACAAGUCGGGGAGCAUUGUCAAUGUCUCCAGCGUGGCGGCCCGAGACCCGUUGGCUGCCUGCUCCCUCUAUGCCGCUUCCAAGGCGGCUCUUGAGGCCGCGUCCGAGGCCUUGGCUAAGGAGGUCGCUCCCCAAAACAUUCGCAUCCUCAUCGUCGAGCCCGGCAAUUUUCGCACCAACUUUGUCAGCGCCCUGUCCGAUAUGAGCCCCGACGCGUCCGCCGUCCCAGAGUACUACGAUGACCCCGUUGGAAUCAUUGUGCGAAAGUUCCUGACUGUCCACGGUAAGCAGAUUGGCAACCCCGCCGAGGGCGUCCAGCGCAUCUUUGAGGCAGUCACCGGACAGGGUCUUGCUGGCAGUCUCACCGGCAAGUGCCUUCGCCUGGUCCUCGGAUCUGACGCACUCCGAAGAAUCAAGGCCUGGAACGAGAACUGGGCCAAGGAGGUCAGCCUCCAGGAAGAGACUGCUAUUAGUACCGACUUUAAGGAGUAG
Messenger RNA from Cordyceps militaris CM01, 864 nucleotides. RefSeq names its product short-chain dehydrogenase, putative. NCBI's taxonomy places the organism in Eukaryota, Fungi, Ascomycota, Sordariomycetes, Hypocreales, Cordycipitaceae. Bases 1 to 864 code for a protein of 287 amino acids. The transcript has 3 exons. The record is from RefSeq and is a predicted model, not a curated record.